Messenger RNA from Eremothecium cymbalariae DBVPG#7215, 534 nucleotides. It is a transcript of the gene RPL6A, whose product is annotated as 60S ribosomal protein eL6. The record is from RefSeq and is a predicted model, not a curated record. Gene Ontology annotation, cellular component: cytosolic large ribosomal subunit; ribosome. The transcript is spliced from 2 exons. Bases 1 to 534 code for a protein of 177 amino acids. NCBI's taxonomy places the organism in Eukaryota, Fungi, Ascomycota, Saccharomycetes, Saccharomycetales, Saccharomycetaceae. Gene Ontology annotation, biological process: ribosomal large subunit assembly; cytoplasmic translation. Gene Ontology annotation, molecular function: RNA binding; structural constituent of ribosome.
AUGAGUGCCCAAAAAGCUCCAAAGUGGUAUCCAUCCGAAGACGUUCCUGCCCAAAAGCAAACCAGAAAGACCAACAGAACACAAAAGUUGCGUGCUUCUUUGGUCCCAGGUACUGUUUUGAUCUUGUUGGCAGGUCGUUUCAGAGGUAAGAGAGUUGUCUACUUGAAGCAAUUGGAAGACAACACUUUGUUGGUCACUGGUCCAUUCAAGGCUAACGGUGUUCCAUUGAGAAGAGUUAACGCCAGAUAUGUCAUUGCUACCUCUACUAAGGUUUCGCUAGACGAUGUUAAUGUUGAAAAGUUCAAUGUCGAGUACUUUGCCAGAGAAAAGCUAACCAGAAAGCAAAAGGCUGAGGCUAACUUCUUCAGUGAACAACAAGAAAAGAAGGAGGUUAAGGCUGAACGUGUUGAAGACCAAAAGGUUGUUGACAAGGCUUUGUUGGCUCAAAUUAAGAAAACCCCAUUGUUGAAGCAAUACUUGGCAGCUUCCUUCUCAUUGAAGAACGGUGAAAAGCCACACUUAUUGAAAUUCUAA